AGCGGCGGGCAGAAGUUGUCCUUUAAAGAGAGGAGGCGGAGGAGUCGGAGGCGGCAGAGCGCACGCGAGGGCGCUGUGAAGCCCCCAGAGAGAGAGAGCGAGAGACGCCACAGCGCUGCGGAGGCCACAGACAGAGAGAGGAGGCGGAGGAGGAGGAGGCGAUGCUGCUCCAGGGGAAGGUGGCGCUGGUGAGCGGCGCGGCCCAGGGGCUCGGGAAGGCGUUCACAGAGGCCAUCCUCGCCAGGGGAGGGAAGGUGUCUUUGGUUGACAUCAACCCCAUUGUUGGACAGGCAGCAAAGUCCGAACUGGAUUCUCAAUUUGGAGCAGACAAGAGCAUAUUUCUGCAAUGUGACGUUACCAGUGCCACGGAGCUGCAGGACGCCUUCGACAAGACCAAGAGCCACUUUGGGGCGAUCGACAUCGUCAUCAACAACGCCGGUAUCAACAAUGAAGCCGAGUGGGAGAAGACCUUCAACAUCAACCUGGUGGCCGUAGUGAGGAGCACGUACCUGGCCUUUGAGAUGCUCAGCAAGGGUGGCGUCGUCAUCAACAUCGCGUCGAUGGCAGGCCUGGGCGUCAUCCCGUAUGCGCCGGUAUACUGUGCAUCCAAGCACGGCGUCGUCGGAUUUUCCCGCGCCGUCGCGGGCGCGUGUGAGCUGCAGGGCCGUGGCGUGCGCGUGUGCUGCGUGUGUCCCACCUACGUGGACACGCCGCUUCUGAGCACGGUGGGGAGGGCUGACACCAUGGGGCAGUUUGAGGACCUGAGAGAGGGGAUGGUAAAGACUCUCAUGGACACGCCGAUAAUGCAGCCCUGCUCGGUGGUGGAGGGAGUAAUUCGCCUCCUGGAGGACGACUCGCUGAAUGGCACCGUAAUGUCGGUGACUCCCAAGAAAGGCGCGUACGUACACGCGUUCCCCAGCAGCCUGCUCUGAGAGCCACAGACGUCCAAGAUGCACAACCACUCAACCCGAGACGUCAUCGGCCUUUCGUCCAUCGCGAUACCCAUGGGCCUUCUAAACGUUGCGAGCCCAACGAAUUAUAUUGUCACGUGUAUGUAUGUAUGAUUAACUUUUUUCGCACCAUACGUAGCCAAACGUGCUCACCUGGUGCACAAGUGUUUUUAGUGACGUGCAGGUUAUCGUUUGAGCUCACCGUGGGGGAGUUGGAACGGCGAUUCUCACAGCCAAACUUAGCGAUUAGACAAUGCAAUGUUUGGCUUGAAACGCGUAAAGCAUCUGACAGGUAAGAUCCUGGAAGUCGGAAUGACAAUCACCAGACAAUCUGUAAAAAUCGAAUAUGAAUCAUAUUGGCUGUGAAAAUCUACAAGUUAACUAAAUGUCAAACAUUAUGCAGCACGUAAUAUACCUCAUAUACUGUAUGCUGAAGUGAGACGAUCAGAUCAUGGAGAUGAAUAUGAACUCGAUUCCGUACGUCAGGUUGGGAAGGUCUGCGUGAAUGGAUUGAUCGCAAUAGCCCCUGGAAUAACUCAACAGACUUGUCAACUCAAGACGGGUCAGGGCAGCUGUAUUUUGUACCCAACAGUGGCAGCUCGCAACUUUAAGUCUGGUGGCGGCAAACACCGCCACACUCGGGAAUUUUCCAGUGUUAGAUGACGUAUGCUCGGUGGCUUUCAUUCACAGCUGUAAUGUGAUGACUCCAUUCGGAGUGAGGUCACCAGGUCGGCGCGUGACACGCGGACACGCCGUCACUCACAGUGCCACCGAGACAGAGCCACCCCACACUGAAGCCUGACCCUCACUAUUACCUAUGACCCCCCCCCCCCAUCCACGGUUGUUCACGGGGGUUGUCAGGAUUUGGGGGUUCGCUGAUGUAUUCAAAGCCACAUUCUUUUUUGUUCUGAUUUCGACCGUCUUAUUUGAAUUGUUUCUUCCGUCUCUCGUGCAGUUUUGUUUCGCUGUUGGCCUGAGUAUAACCCAAGCCGACGGUUUGCAUCGGAGACUAAAUAAUCAUUCUUUACCACAAGAUGGGAAUGCUGAUGUUAUGAAUGUAGGAGUCUAUUAACCGUUGCAGCAAUGCAUCUUCUCGUGACUAAUAUUGUUAAUUUCAUGUGUCAUCAUAUUCGUGUCCUAUCAUCGUUCUCAUCAACUCAUCUCAUCACACUAUUUUGCUGUACAAAUAGCUAAUUCUUUGUUCAGCGCCUUAAGCCAAGGUGCUAUAUAAAUAAAAAAUAAUAUCAGAUAACUAGUACA
Molecule: messenger RNA, 2210 nt
Organism: Lethenteron reissneri (Far Eastern brook lamprey)
Lineage: Eukaryota; Metazoa; Chordata; Hyperoartia; Petromyzontiformes; Petromyzontidae
Gene: HPGD
Product: 15-hydroxyprostaglandin dehydrogenase
Cellular component (GO): cytoplasm
Molecular function (GO): oxidoreductase activity, acting on the CH-OH group of donors, NAD or NADP as acceptor
Source: RefSeq, a predicted model, not a curated record